Messenger RNA from Lingula anatina, 2722 nucleotides. RefSeq lists its product as uncharacterized. Gene Ontology annotation, molecular function: carbohydrate binding. The record is from RefSeq and is a predicted model, not a curated record. NCBI's taxonomy places the organism in Eukaryota, Metazoa, Brachiopoda, Lingulata, Lingulida, Lingulidae.
UUUUCCAAGGCAGUGUUCCUGUGAACAGCUCUUAGACCCCUAGCUUUAAGGCCACCAUAAUAUUUCUUCUUAACUUUUUCUUUAAACCUGAAAUCAUGUCUGUUAAGUAGCAUACCUCAACAUUCCAUGCAUUUUAUGCAUUUUGUCCAUCUUUUUAUUUUAAGAUAUAAAAUGUCAUACAUCAUUGUAUAAUUUGUGUGCUGUUUGCUUCAGUUCCAAAGAGAGUCAUGAAGAAGGGAUUUAAUAUUGAAUCCCUGUUUACAACGCCAUCUACAACUGUCACCAGUACAACCAUCCCAACAACAAAGAUCAGACAUGACAAUCAUGGAGGAAGAGGAGGAAAAAAUAAUGGAAGAGGAAGGUCUCCAGACUCAUCACACCCUGUGGACCCCACUUCAAAUCCCAGGGACGAAGACUAUUUCUACGAAGGAGGGGGGAAUUCAGGGCCUGAGUUGAGCGGGGAAAAUAAUGAGAAUGAGCAGAGAGGAAGACAUAAUUCUGGUUAUGACUUAAAUAAUGGAAAGUCACCGAGUGGAAGUGCAGAUAAACUACCAGCAUAUGUCAAUACAAAAUUUCAACAUGUGCUGUUCACUGAAUCUCCAUCCAGGGAAAAAGCCGCACCUAAAGCCAGUGAACCUGCCACCACCAGUAGUCCAAACAUGUCCACCUUUACCAUCUGUAUCAACUACACAGAGGGGAUACAUAUAGCAGAAAGUAAAACAAGAGGAGACCGAGAUCAUAUAGGAUUUGUUGUUGACUGGAUCAACACUAAACAGUAUUUAGAUAGUAAUCAAGAAAAACUUAUCCUUUAUCUAGUCGUGAGCCUCUGCAUAGGACUCAUUUUAGUUUUACUUGCAAUCAUUGUUAGACUGUCUUACGUACAUAGAAAACACAAAAGAGUAAAACUAGACAUUUCUGAACCAGUGGCAAAUCAUAGACUUACCCCUAGUAGAGAUCUCAACUUCGACCUCUAUAGCAAUUAUGACAAUUUUGAUGUUGGCCUAGAUCCAGGGCCUGUGCGAUUCCAUGGGAGGAACACGUUACGAGGAGAUGACGAGCCAGGGGAACGUAGUCUGAACAACUACUAUGGAUGAUGGAGUCAAUGUCCGUAGCACAAGAAUGGUGCUUACAAAUGUGAUGGAGUAUGUCUCCUUUCAUGAAGGCAGCAUGGUGUAUUCCUCAGAUCUGUGGCUCAAGUGACCUGUUACUGUCAGCAAUGUGUAGCAUACCUGAAGUGCUUUAGUUUCUCUACUGGGAUUGGUUGCCAUAGUAGUGCCAUAGUUGUUAUUCACAUCUUCUCCAUCCAGUGCAAUAUUCUCUUGUAUGUCCUGUAAUGAAUCUAUGCAGUGUCUGAAUAUACAAGAACGUAUUGAUUCAGCAAAACCCUAGGUUCCAGUAUUAUAAUACAGUUAUUGGUUCAAAUGCAAAACAUCAAUUUUGGUUAUUUUUGGUAAUAGAUCAGGAGUCUCAGAGUUAUACAAGCUCAUCUGAAGCAAUGUUAUAUGGGAAGGUACUAAAUGGUGUGAGUAUAGAUAAAUACAUCAUUUAGUUAUUUGGUUGAAAUUUUGUAUGUUGGACCUCUAAAGAUAGGAUUUGACGUUUCAGAAAGAUGCUUGUGUUUGCAAUUAGACUGAGACUACCCACAAUCAUGUUACAUGAGUAUACUGAUAUUAUGAUACUUACUGAGCAGAAGAGAAAUUUGGGGAAUCAAUUGUUAUUUUAGAGUGAGUUAUUAAACACCUGUUUACUGAAGUAUUUAUUCACAGCUUGCCAUUCCCACUGCCUCAGUGUAAGGCUGUCAAGGCACAAAUUUUAUUAGAUAUCAUGGUCUUUUUCUUUAGCUUUUGUAAGCGUUAAUGCUUAACUGUGUGCAUGUGCUUUUUAAUUGGCAAGUUUUACUUAAUCUUUUAUACACAUUUGAAGGCACACAUUUACAUGUUGUUUUCUUGAAAGUUGCUAUCCUUCCCUAUAGACUUUUCCAGAUAUGAAAAUGUGUGUUACCUAUGAUGACCAAACAAAACAUGCUACUAUUUGGCCAUGUAUGUAGCUUAUGUUUGACAGGUACUUGAAGAUAUGAUGAGUUUUCUUAUAGAUUUUAGAGAGCCCUAACUUAAUUGUGAAAGUAUGAUAGCUAGAUUUUGCAAGCCAUAGGUUUUAACUUCAACCUUGCCUCAGAUAAUUUGAAGUGUGAUGGAUAUGACCAGCUUUUAACUUUGAACAGCAUAAGGUUGAUCAGUUUGACAUGAUAUAUAAAAACUUGGAUAUGGGCUUCUCCGUAAACAUAUGUUUUUCAGAUGUUAUAUUUCAAGGCUUAGUAUUGCAAUGACCACUUCUAGACAAAGACCUACAAAGCAUACAUGACUUUAUGGCUUUCAUGUCAGAUAAAACCACCUGUGGCACCAAAUAAGUGCACACAAAGAUUAAUAGAUGUUGCUUGGGUACAAUAAAUUGGAAUGAUCAUGACAAAUAAUUUGGAUCAGCCGAACAAACUGUCGGGUGUAAUGCACAAAACUGCUUGUACCAGUUGGCCAUAGUAAUGCCCCAAGUUAUAAAGCAAAUGCAUCUGGUUUUCUUUAACUUGCAAAUAAGCUAUCAUACUUGAAGCAAAAGUUGUGUUUAUGAAACAUAUGAAAAUUCACCAUUCUUUGAGCCUACCCUCUACCAGGGCGACUGAUAGAUUUUUCACAGAUAUUCACAGAUAUGUCUCUAGCUAGAUAGAUGG